Molecule: messenger RNA, 300 nt
Organism: Gongylonema pulchrum
Lineage: Eukaryota; Metazoa; Nematoda; Chromadorea; Rhabditida; Gongylonematidae
Source: the annotation of a GenBank genome assembly
AUGCCGCGAAACAGGAGUACAGCAGGCAGCGGUGUUGGUGGUAGUGAAAAGGGACAUGCUUCGAUGCUAGUCAGUCCGGAAGUAGAAGAAAUGCAAAGACGGUUGCUGCCGAUGGAGAAACGAGGUGGUGCACGCGCAUUUGGACCUUCACGACUGCGUGAUUUUGAGACCUAUUUCUUCCCAAGCAAUAAGCGGCAUGAAACAUUCUCACCCUACUACUACUAUCAGCAACCGAAGCGUGGUGGCGGGAGAGCAUUCUACUCUUACUGGAGUCCACCGAACCUAGGUGACUCACGGUAA